Molecule: messenger RNA, 2364 nt
Organism: Brassicogethes aeneus
Lineage: Eukaryota; Metazoa; Arthropoda; Insecta; Coleoptera; Nitidulidae
Source: the annotation of a GenBank genome assembly
AUGGCGGAGAAUACAGGAACUAGGGCUGUAAGAACAAUUUUAAAUGCUGCUAUGACAGCUUUUGAUGACGACACAGAUGAUUUUCAAGAAGUGGUGAGUCAUACAAGGGCUUCUUUUCGAAGACGACAAUCUGGUACGUCUUCUAGAAGAACUCCAACUCGCAAUCGAAUAUGGAAAAAGAAAAUAUUGCUGUUGAGACGGUCUAAUGCCGAUUUUGGGCCUUCUCAAUUUGAAAUUCAACAUUUAACCAACAGUGGUUUGGGAAUUUCUGCAGAAUCACCCUUAAUAAAUAGAAACUGGUCCUUAAAUGAACUGGAGCAAUAUAUUUACAGUUUAUAUCCCAAUGCUCCUUUACAAUUGACAGGAUUCACUUAUGCCAAAUUAAACAGGCAAAGAAAAAUUACAAAAUUAAGUGCAUCAAUUGAAAACGUGGAACAGCUAAAGGAUGCUAUAUGUCAGGGCAUGAUGAUUUUGGUUCCUAAUCGAGACCUUCCUGAAACUAACAUUACGAAUAUCGUAAAUGGUGGGAAUAAUGGAAAUGGUCUAACAGGGCAUGACCAGAGCCGUGUUAGCAACACGGUCAAUGCUAGAUCUGAAGCUGUAAAUAUAACACGUAAUUCAACUAAUAGAUCUCCGGCACUGUCGUACAGAAGACCACCUCGGGAAAAUAGCAUACAAAAUUUGUAUAGUGACAGCGAAGAUGAUGAAGACAUCCAGGGCAAUCUAGGCUCUAUAGAGUUUCCAGAAUUAGUGGAAGACCCUGAUAUAGUAUAUCUUGAAAUAAGAAGAGACAGGAUCAUCGAACAGAUGUUUGAAUUUUAUGAAGACCCAAACAUUACUCAAAAGCAGAUCAUAGUAACAUUUUUUGACGAAGCUGGCGUAGAUCAAGGCGGAUUGACAAAAGAACUAUUUGCCGCAUUUUAUAGAUUAAUUGAAGGCGAAUACUUUGCUGGGGAGCAUUGCCUUGUACCCUGCAUGCCACUUCACCGUCAAAGGAAAGAAAAAGAAAAGUAUAAAAUUAUUGGCUCAAUAAUGAGUCAUUCUUUAUGUAUAACAAAAACUUUACCUGCCAAGUAUUGCAGCUCAUUUUUACUACAAAUUGCUGAUUCAAAUGUAAAAAUUGAAAAUGCAACAUUAAUCAACGAUUUUUUAAAAUACAUAACAGUGUUUGAAUUUAAAUUGGUAAGAAAGGCAUUAAACCGAUAUAGUGAUCUAAACCUCCAGGAAAUAGACCAGUUGACUGGUUUAUUCAAUACUUAUAACUUAUUUGAAUUACCGAAAAAAGAAGAAAUCGAAGAACAAAUUAUUACAAUAGCAAAGGAAAUUUUUAUUGAGAAACCGUCAACUUUAAUUGCCGAGGUUCGGAAGGGAAUUCCUCUACUCUCAUUUGAAAGAUUUUGGUCAAAACUUACCAUAAACAUGAUAGAUCAAAUAUAUUCUAUGCAAUGUCCAACACCCGAAAAAGUUAUUAGUGUAAUAACGCCUCCUGAAUAUGUAGGGAAUGAUGAAGAAAGAGUUAUAUAUUUUCUGCUUAAUUAUAUAAGAUCUUUAACUAAAGAAGACCUAAGAAGCAAGACGCCAUCUGAAACAGAGGCGCCUGGUACGAGCAAAGGCGACACAACAAGGCCUGGCAAACCGGACGGAAACAAGGAUGACGGGCUAACCCCCGAGGAGCUUUUGCUCAUAAGGGCACACCAGGGCAGCAGAAAGGGUCUAGCAAGGACUCCUCCCCAAAAUAGUGUAGCCGCCGCGGCGGGAACUAUAGAAAUAGACUCGUCCCCAGACACGGAAACGGAGAUGGUAUCCAAAAAGAGGAAAAAAGAUGUACAGGCGAGUGAACUGGAGAAGGCGUUUAAGAAGGUGGAUAACCUUGAAGGGGUUGUCCUGACAACCACGCCGACCGUCCAGACUGAGAAGAGAAAAGAAAGAAGUCUGACCGCCGAAUUCGAGGAAUUAGAGAAAAUUAAGGAAGACUUGCGGAAGGGAAGUAGAGACCUUAUGCAUAAGCAGGAGGAGCUCACCAAACAGACAAAGAAAAUGGAGAUAGUUAAGGACCUCAAAAAGGCCCUGGAUACGGAGAGAGAGGAAAUUAAGAUCGAGAGGGAGGAAAUCAGGAAGGAGAGGAAGGAGAUGAAGAAAGAGGCGGAAGCGCUGAAAAAGGAGGCUGAGACUCUCAGUCUCCAAAUUAAAGCUAUGGAGACCCUCAAGCAGGUUAACCGGACUCUGGAGGAGAAAGCAGCGGCACCCAUAAGCUACGCGCAGGCGGCUGGGGAAGCAACGGCUCCAGGCGGCGAGGACCCAUUCCGCAAGGAUUGGGACAGGAUCGUCACAGCCGCGAACACGCUAGGCUAUCGACGGCAGUAG